AUUACUAGAUUUUAUUACGAGGCAAAGGUACAUGAAUAACUCAACUAUAUUUCCAUAAGGGCUAGGUGGAGAAAGUCUUUAAUACAAUAGAUGAUGCCACAUGGAGAAAGGUUUUAGUACAAUAGAAGAUACCACGUCUACAAUAUUCUCAUUCUUUAAUAUUAUGGCAACUCACUUUGACAACUACAUUUAGUGGGUCAGCCUAUAAUAAAACCCAGCCUUUUGCAAACUUCCAAUUAUUUUGAAGACUUUCUCCCCUAAUUGAUUGUAAGAAUAUUGUAUUAACAUUAAUGAAAAUACAGACAAUCCGGACAAUCAACCGUGCGAUGUUAAAUAAUGAUAAAUAAACUUAAAUUUUAAAAUUAAAAUAUAAAAUUAAUGAAGUAACUUAGGCGUGGCAACAGCUAAUCAAAUCCAAGAUGUCAUAAAUGGUGGCUUUUGAAUGCAUUGGAUAAGUCGGAAAGAAUCGACAAAAUGGGAUUUAUGUUGACAAAGUCUGAAAGCUUAAAUAUUCCAACGUACACAAAACGUAAGGCAGCCCAACAGAUGAAUGCAUAUUCCCUUUUAAAACGAUUGCUUGCCACCUUGCAUUUUCCCAUUACCUGUCUAGAUUUCGGAGAGAAACUGAAUUCAGCUUCUUUAGCUGAAAUAGUGCUUCCCUCAGUUGUCCAAUUUUGAACAAAUCUAGACUGAUAUGUACCAAAAGUAUAUAUCAAAUGCAGUAAUCACCCCAGAAUACAAGUGUUUCAUAAGG
Messenger RNA from Rubroshorea leprosula, 754 nucleotides. Lineage: Eukaryota; Viridiplantae; Streptophyta; Magnoliopsida; Malvales; Dipterocarpaceae. The record is from the annotation of a GenBank genome assembly.